Lodderomyces pseudojiufengensis is the source of this 1122-nucleotide messenger RNA. RefSeq names its product Bub3p (gene BUB3). Gene Ontology annotation, molecular function: ubiquitin binding. Gene Ontology annotation, cellular component: mitotic checkpoint complex; kinetochore; bub1-bub3 complex. The coding region runs from base 1 to 1122 and encodes 373 amino acids. The transcript has a single exon. NCBI's taxonomy places the organism in Eukaryota, Fungi, Ascomycota, Pichiomycetes, Serinales, Debaryomycetaceae. Gene Ontology annotation, biological process: mitotic spindle assembly checkpoint signaling. The record is from RefSeq and is a predicted model, not a curated record.
AUGUCAAAUUCCAAUUCGGAAUUUAUUGAAUUAAAUACUCCAACAAAUUUAGAUAUAAUAUCAGAUAUAAAAUUUAAUAAUAAUUUAAAUGAUUCAAAAUUAUUAAUUAGUUCAUGGGAUAAUUUAAUUUUGCUUUAUGAUUGUAAAUCAUUUAUAAAUUAUUUAAAAAAUGAACCUCCAAUAACAAAUCCCAUAUUUGAUAUAAAAAUUAAUGAAACUCCUUUAUGUUUACAAUAUACUGAAUUUACCAAUUUACCAAUUGUUGGAUUAUUAGAUGGUUCUAUUAAAGAAAUUGAAUUUGAAAAUUUAAAUUUAGGGAGGAAUAUGGGUAAAGAAGUAGAUAUUGAUGAUUUUCAAAGUGGAAUUAAUUAUUUAAAAUUAGGAAUUAAUAACACUGUACUAGCUAGUUCUUUUAAUGGUCAAUUACAAGUUAUUGAUACUAAAAUACGGAAACCUACUACUGUUAUUAAAAACAAUCGAAAAAUCAUAGUUAUGGAAACUUCAAAUAAUUAUUUAAUUUUAGGAUUAACUGGUAAUAUAAUUGAAAUUUAUGAUUUAAAAAAUUUAAAUAAACCAAUAGAAACAAGAGAAAUUGGAUUAAAAUAUCAAAUUACUGAUAUAAAAGUUUUUCCUGAUCAACAAGGAUUCGCUGUAUCAUCUAUAGAUGGACGUGUUUCAAUUGAAACUUUUAAUGAUACCACCAAUGAAAUUAAUUCAGAAAUUCAACAAAGUUAUGUUUUUAAAUCUCAUAGACAUUUCGAUCCAAAUACAGAAACUGAUUUAGUAUAUCCAAUAAAUUCGAUAACUUUCAAUAAACAUACUUCACAAUCAUCAUCAAAUAGAAAUACUCUACUAUAUACUGGUGGAUCAGAUGGUUAUAUAUGUUUAUGGGAUAUAAAAAAGAGAAAAAGAUUAAAACAAUUUCCAAAAUUUAUAAAUAAAGAAUUAGAAACAAAUGAAACAUUAACUGAAAGUAUUGCAAAAUUAGAUAUAAAUUUAAAUAAUAAUUUACUAGCUGUUGCAACAAGUGAUGAUAAUUAUAAAAGGAAAAGAAGAAUGUCAGAAACUGAAUUUUCAAAAUUACCAAGUAAAAUAUAUUUAAAACAAUUGAAAGAUCUAUGA